Molecule: messenger RNA, 1935 nt
Organism: Balearica regulorum gibbericeps (East African grey crowned-crane)
Lineage: Eukaryota; Metazoa; Chordata; Aves; Gruiformes; Gruidae
Gene: LRRC70
Product: leucine rich repeat containing 70
Cellular component (GO): extracellular matrix
Molecular function (GO): protein binding
Source: RefSeq, a predicted model, not a curated record
AUGAGUGAGAAGGCCAAAGACAGGGAUAUGUGUGGUCUGCAAAGUUCUCCACCCUGCCCGGGAGCAUUUCUGUAUAUCCUUAAUUGUUUUCUUUUGUUGCUGCUCCAGAAGGAGUCUCUUGGCUGUCCAGCUGCUUGCCAGCUCUGCACAGGGAGACAAGUUAGCUGUCGUGAUUUAGGGCUUUUGAGCAUCCCACGGAACCUUCCAAAAACGACCAUUCUUGUGUACCUCAGUGGGAAUAAUAUAUCGCGUGUCACUCCAAAUGAGCUAAGAGGCCUUCAGAAGCUUGCUGCGCUCUACAUGGAUAACUCUGGUAUUUCGUAUGUACACCCAAAAGCUUUUGUGGAACUCCCCAAGCUGUGCUACUUGCAUCUAAAUAACAAUAAUAUUAAACGCUUGGAUCCGGGAAUCUUCGAAGGCCUUUCCAAUCUUCAUUGUUUAUACCUUCAGAAUAAUCAAAUAGCUUUUGUUCCCAGAGGAUUAUUUAGUGAUCUCCUUUCUGUUAGAUAUUUAACACUUCAAAGAAAUCGUCUCAGUGUCCUUGGAAGUGAGACUUUCUUGGGAAUGAUGAGCCUCCAAACACUUAACCUAGCCAAUAAUAAGAUUUCACGGAUAUCAGAUUCAGCAUUUCGUCAUCUUGAAAACCUUGCAUAUUUGUUCCUUGAAGGUAACAAUUUAACACUUGUGCCAUCAAAUGCUAUUGGAAGGCUCAAAAAUCUUGAAAGACUUUCUUUGUCUCACAACCCCAUUGGAUCAAUACAUUCUUUUGCAUUUAAAGGACUUAACAAGCUUAGAUACCUGUCUUUAAAAAAUGUAAAGCUAAAAUGUAUUGCUGUAAAUGGAUUUUUUGGAUUGAACAACCUCAGCCAGUUAAUAUUAAGUUAUAAUGAUUUAGAAAAUAUAAAUUCCAGCACUUUUACUGUAUUGAACAAUUUAAUGUAUCUGCAACUAGACAGAAAUAAAAUAACCAGUAUUGGUGAUGGUACCUUUGAAAAAAUGGGGCAAACACUUAAAAUACUCAGUUUAGCAUUUAAUAAUAUUACAGAGUUACAACCUGAAGUGCUCAAGCCCUUAGUGUCUUUAACUCACCUACAGGUAAAUUAUAACCCUUGGAACUGCAGCUGCAAAAUGCUUGGGUUACUUAACUGGCUAGCAUCAUCUCCUAUUUCUGUAAAAAUUCACUGUCUGAAUCCCCUCAGUAUGCGUGGUCGACCUCUGCAUUACAUUAAGUGGGCUCAGUUUGCAAACUGCCGUAGCCCUACUGCCAGCCCAGAAGCAGCCUGGAGUCAAGGGUCUGCAGGUGUCCCUCACAGUGCUACCACUUUGCUGAUGGCGUGGCACAAGGGAAACAAGCACAGCACACUUGAACAGCUUGAACAGUUUGUCAACGCAGAAACUAAAUAUGUUGCUUUCAGGGAAGGAACUACAACUGCAUCUGCUAACCCGUUGCCCUAUGAUGAAAAUGCUGCUCAAACUCCAUCAGAGCCAGCUACAGUGUUAACAACAUUACCAGUGCAAAUACCAGCACAGGUUAUACCUGUAAACAGAACUGUAGAAGAGAAAGGUUUAUUUCCAACAGGUGCUGCUCCUGUAUCAUUAAAAACAUCCUUGCUUUGUACACAACAGGUUGAAAAGCUGAGUCAGGCUUUUGACAUUUUACUAGCCUUUUUCAUUCUGGCUUGUGGUGUGAUCCUGUUCUUAACCUGUAAAAUUAUUCAGUUUAGACAGAAACUAAAGGUGCUGGAAAACUCAGGGGAAAAGAGAAUAGAAUAUUAUGGCUUCUAUCAGCCUGGCAGAUACAACAUAACUGACCCAGUGCAGUCUCUAACUCGGAAUUCGGUGGGGCGUUCAGAACUGGACCAAAUCAGGCUGCUCAAGCGAACAGCGUCUGAAAGUCAGGCACAGGUCAUACUGUUUGAACACUCAUCACUGUAA